UUCAGCGGUUCAUGUCAUACAGUAUGUGAGCGCUGUACAUCAGUCUACCCCAACCCCUGAGGUCGAGACUGAGCAUUUUAAGCAGGAAGGUUGUGGUGUGAGGGUGUGAGCACGGAAAGCGCUCUAAGAACACAGGACUAGGGAACACCGAUAUGUCCAUCGACGCGCACGCCAGUCCAUUCCAACGCGCUCCAUAACGGGAUUUCUGCGCCAUUCCGAGCGCGUGUCACUGCGCAGGGCCGGAGACGAGAGACGGCGGAGAACGCACGCAGGACGGGCAGGAAUACGAUGAUCGCGGACAUUCGUAAAGCGAACUCCGUGGCCAGCUGUGUUCGAGCCGAAGCGGCGAUCUACCCAGACUCCCCCGUGUCCUCGGCGCCGGAGAACGGCCAGCUUCUCCUCCGCAGCGGCGCGUGCACGAGGGGCACGGGCACGAGCGCGUCCAGCGCCAACGCGGACCGAGGCAGCACGGACAGCGCCUCCACGGCGGCUCGCGCCAUGACCUCCGGCUGCGAAUUCCCGCCGUCUGCGCCGCCCUUCGUGCCGCGUUCCGCCAAGAACCUCUUCUACAAGGUGCUGUGCUUCGCGUUGCUCCUGCUGCAGGGCGGGAUCCUGGACUUCUACCUCAUCGCGUUCACCGACCUGUACUGGUGCUCAUGGAUAGCCACGGACCUCGUGGUGGUCUCCGGGUGGGCCAUCUUUUUCGUGCGCAACGCCAGGAGCAAGCGCGAGCGAGCGUGCGGCUUCCGGCAGAAGAGCUCGCUGUUCGGCUGCCACCUGGGCGAGUUCGCGUUCGCGCACCUCGCCUGGCUCGUCUACGUGAUCGCGUGCGCGCCGAAGGUGGCGCUCGUGCUGCAGACCUCCAUCCUGGGGCUGGUGGCGCGAGAGGUGCCGCUGGGCGCCGCCGGCUUCGAGGCCACCGCGCUGCUCGCCGCGCCGCUGCUCUUCUGCCUGAUUAACUCGCUGGUGGAGGACCCGCACGGCGCGCCGCGCUACCACUCGCAGAGCUGCUUCGUCAGCACCUGCGUGGACGUGCUGGACAGCUUCACGCUGGUCGACCUGCUGCUCGUGCAGAACGAGAUCCCGGACAACGCGUACCUGAAGUACGGCGUGAUGGCCGUGUACUUCGUGGCCCUGGCCGUGCCGGUGCUCUGGCUCUACGAGCUGUCGGCCGCCUCGCGGAUGCGCUGCCGCUGGAUGUGCGCGCGGUUCCUCAGCGGCGUGCUGCUCGACGCGCCUCUGCUCGCCGUCAGAUGCCUGCUCGUGUUCCUCUACGACAUGCCCGUGUCGCUUUUUAUGUUCAAGAACGUCUUUUUCUUGGCGUGCAAAUGCCUGGAGCUGGUGGAGCAGUGCGCCGGCCUGAGGAGCGUGCGCAGACUGGCGCGCGGGGGAGACCCGGCCCAGUUCUCACACUGCGUCUCGGAGAACGACAUGUGCCCGCGCGGAUACGUUAACACGCUGGCUGUGAACACUCAGCCCUGAUGCUAAUGCUAAUGCUGCUGCUGCUGCGGAGAAUAACACUUUACACUAUAUUCCCAAGAUUAUUAUUAUUAUUAUUAUUAUUAUUAUUUUAUUUAUUUAUUUAUUUUCACCAAAUAACCAGCCUUAUGGAACGCCGUCGCAAGACCAACAUCCUCAACAGGUGCUACAACCAAACCGAUCGACGUGCCAGUGAUCAAGGCAGAAUCACAAAUGCUACUCCCUAUGGUGUGAAAUAACGGCUUUUUACACGUCAUACAGGCUCGAUAGAUACACACCAGGGUCUGUCUGAAGGUCCCAGAACGCCUGUGUUUGAGAGCGUUCUUAAAAGUGGGCGUGGCUUUGGCUGGGAAUUCUGCCAUUGCCUGUAUUCCUCUGGUCCAAGCUGAUCUAACCGUUUUUCUGUUGUAUCUUCAGUUCAAACCCCUGGACUGUCAGUGGUAAGGUAAGAGAUUGCCCUACCGCUGAUGCCACUUGCAUUUUACUUACAUUGAUCUGUAACUUCCAACCAUUCUGUUGGUGAGAUAGAGGUUUGGUAAGAUGGUAAGAACAGUGUUGGACCAGUCAAAUACAGGCAUUAAUGUUGUAAGAGCUCGCUAACCUGAGAUGAUUGCUUACUUGUGACCUUACAUCGUAUCCAAUGAAAACUCCACCCUGAAGCACGUUGCUAUGUUUGUGAUGUGCAUAUCGCUGCUAAAUGUUUUUAUUUAUUUUUUUUUGGUGCUGUACUUGUUUCCUUAUUCUCAUGUAUAGGAAUAAAAAAGUUGUGAGCAGCUCUGAAGGCACAGCAAGAUGUUGCAAGCAAGGUCAGGUACAAUGGCAUUUAAUUAGAGCCCACAUUUUCAUUAAUCUUAUAUCAUAACAGAUUAAUUUUCACUCAGUGUUUUCCAAGAAUUUUGAGCGUCAUACACUAAUAAUAAAUCCAACCAAGGUGAAGAAUCCCAGAAUGCAAUGCAUUUACAUGAUGAUUGAAAAUCAUAUAUAGUCAUUCAGGGUGGAUUUUUUGUUUGUUUGUUUUAAACUGCUGAAUUACGCCAGCAGAGACUAGGAGAUGAUAAAUGCAAGGGCAUUGAUGGCAGUAUUAGCAUUAAGCAAGCAUUAGUUAAAUGGUCCCCCCCCCCCCCCUUUAAUUUUUCAUACUUAUCAAAUACAUAACAUAACCUGACCUGAGUUUCUUAAUUAGACCUUCGAAUCAUUAUGUGCACUGUAAACACCAACAGGCUAACUAACCUGCACUACCCUGACAGGAUUUUACGAGCGGUAUUAACAUUAAUAAGAGUAGCAUGCAUAGUUUUCACUGCCAAUGCAAAUAUCUGAUUGAUGAAAUCAUAACAUACCUCUAAUUCCUGCAGUGCAUAUUAAUGAGGUUUUACAUGGCCACUGAGGUUCUGAGAUUUGCAGACAGAUCCUACUCUAGCCAUUCCACAGAAAUGGUUGAUACUAGAUGUUUGAUAUUCAGCAUCGCAGUGUUAUACAUACAUUAUUAUUAUUAUUUCUAUUGUUGUUGAUUUAAUUUUGUUGUUUUAAUCCCGUAACUAUUGAAACUCGAGAUGUACAAUUCCAAAACCAACUGUGAAGGUCAAAUAGGAUAUUUUGCACAUAAUAGAAUGUAUAGAUUAGAAAAUCUUUAAGAGGAACACCUGUAAUUCUUACAUAUUAUAUGCAGUUAUCAAAUCAGCCAGUCAUGCAGAUACAGGUCAAGGGCUUCAGGUUCUGUUUACAUCAAACAUCCAAAUGAAGGAAAAAAUGUGAAAUUAGUAACCAUGUCAUGGUUGUCGACACCAGACAGGGUGGGUUUAUUAUUUCGGAAAUGCUCUUGAUUACAUGCUAGCCAUUGUACUUUGUUCCCAGAUUAGCAAUGCAAGCUGAUUACAGUAGCUACAUACCUUUACUAGAG
Molecule: messenger RNA, 3376 nt
Organism: Clarias gariepinus (North African catfish)
Lineage: Eukaryota; Metazoa; Chordata; Actinopteri; Siluriformes; Clariidae
Gene: tmem121b
Product: transmembrane protein 121B
Exons: 1
Coding region: 289-1482 (397 amino acids)
Source: RefSeq, a predicted model, not a curated record